AUGAUUCCGAUGAAGAAGAUGGGUAUCGCACACCUCUAAAUAUUAUUACGCAAUCACCAACAUUUAAAACCCCGAAAUCAGAGAAUAUUAAGGAUGUGAUCAAUGCUACUGAAAGUUAUGCGAAACAAUGCUUAGGUAAAUUUACGCAUACUCUUGGUGGUGAUUCCGGUUGUUAUGGAACUGAACCUGCUGAUCCUUUCAAUGAAUGCGAUGUUAGCGUACCCGGUACUAAGUACGAGUUUUUCGACAGUUAUGGCUGUAAAGACUCCGUGAUUGUAGCUGGAAAAGAUCAUAAAACAUUUCAUCCUUCAGUGAAAGCUCAUUCUGUCAAAAUAACAUGCCCAUAA
This is a messenger RNA of Funneliformis geosporum, 347 nucleotides long. The record is from the annotation of a GenBank genome assembly. Lineage: Eukaryota; Fungi; Glomeromycota; Glomeromycetes; Glomerales; Glomeraceae.